Messenger RNA from Linum trigynum, 3495 nucleotides. NCBI's taxonomy places the organism in Eukaryota, Viridiplantae, Streptophyta, Magnoliopsida, Malpighiales, Linaceae. The record is from the annotation of a GenBank genome assembly.
AUGGCGGAAGCGGUUCUGUUCAAUGUGGCCCAAGGAAUCCUCAAAUAUCUCGGCUCCAAAGCGUUGGAAGAGAUCGCACUGCAAUGGAAAAUCGGAGACGACAUCAAGAAGCUCACCGACACAGUCUCCGCCAUCAAAUCCGUUCUGCUCGAUGCCGAGGAGAAAUCCUACUCCCCCAAAAGUCACCAGCUCCGCCUCUGGCUAAGGGAGCUCCGGGAAGCCGCUUACGACGCUGAGGACUUGCUCGACGAUUUCUCCACCGAUGUUCUCCGGCGACAGGGAAUUGUCAACGCCGGCGACCGAAUCUCCAAAGAGGUACUCGAUUUCUUUUCCAGCUCCAACCAGCUCGCUUACCGCUCCAGAAUCUGCCAUGGGAUCCUAGACCUUAGGGAAAAGCUGGAUGGGAUCUGUGAGAGAAGGAAUCUGUUCCAAUUGGAAGAACGUUCAGCCGCCGACGCCGACGCCAAGCGCAAAGGAAGAGAACAAACCCAUUCCGAUGUCCCGGAGGUGGUCGUCGGGCGAGAAGCUGACAAAGAGCGAAUCGUCGAGCUUUUGCUGUCGUGUGAUGAUCAUAACAGGGUCUCUGUAGUUCCCAUUGUUGGGAUCGGAGGUUUGGGGAAGACUACUUUGGCUCAACUAGCUUACAAUGACGAGCGAGUCGACUCGCAUUUCGAGGUCAAAGUUUGGGUGUGCAUUUCAGAGAAUUUUGACGUCAAGCUGAUCGUGAGGAAGAUCAUAGAGUGCUGCACUGAUUAUAAGCCAGACGCAGAUCUCGAAAUGGAAACUCUGAAGAAACUUCUCCGUGAAGGUAUCGAGGGUAAUAAGUAUCUGAUCGUGUUGGACGAUGUGUGGAACGAGAAUAGGGAGAAAUGGAGCCGGCUGAUGAGCUUGUUGAUGUGUGGCGCGAAAGGUAGCCGCGUGGUGCUGACCACGCGGCUACUGAAGGUCGCGAAGCUGGAUGCCAGGAUGCGACCGUACGAGCUGAAGGGUUUGAGUGAGGGAGAGGGUUGGGGUUUGUUCAGAGAGAUCGCGUUUCGGGGAGGGGAAGCGACGAGCGCCAAACACGAGGCGAUCGGAAGGGAGAUACUCGAGAAGUGCAAGGGGGUUCCUCUGGCUAUCAAGACGAUUGCUGGUGCGUUGUCUUUCAGGGAAAGCGAGUCUGAGUGGGCUAUGGUUCGGAGCAAAGGGAUGUGGGGAGUGGAGCAGAAUGAGGAUGAUAUCAUGCCGACUCUGAAGUUGAGUUACGACAACUUGCCUACGCAUUUGAAGCAUUGCUUUGCUUAUUGUAGCUUGUUUCCCAAGGAUCACAAAAUCGACGUGAAAAGGCUGAUACAACUGUGGAUUGCGCAGGGCUAUGUUCAUUCAUCCGAUUUGUUAACUCGGUUUGACGUCGGGAUUAACUAUGUCAAUGAACUGUUGUGGAGGUCGUUUUAUCAAGAGGUAGAGAAGGAUGAUAGGGGAAAUGUUCGGUACUGCAAGAUGCAUGAUCUUAUGCAUGAUUUAGCUGUAGAGGCAGCAGGACAAGGGAGUUUUACCUUCGACAUGUCGUCGAACCCACCAGAUAGCCAUGCCCAAGAGAACAACGUCAAGCCAGAAAGGGUUCGACGACAUGUCUCUCUGGACUUCGAGCGUGUGUUUGCUAGCAGACAUUCAUGGCGGGUUCCAACUUCCGCAGCUGACUCGGAGAAAUGGCGAACACUUAUUUGCGUGAAUCGGAGUUGGUCCAUGCCCGACGUGAUGUUAGGGGAAGGAUGUGAUGAAACCAUCUUGUCCAACAUGACAAAUUUGAGGGUAGUGGACUUCAGUAAUCUCAGCAUCUUCCAACUGCCUCGUAGCAUUCGUAACCUGAAGCAUCUCAAGUACCUUGAUCUUUCUCAUAACUCCAUGGAUGUGCUGCCAGAGGAGGUCACAGAGCUGGUGAACUUGGAAGUGCUCCAAUUGUACGAUUGUAGGAAACUCGAGCGGCUGCCCAAUGACACUGGAAAGCUGUCAAGCCUUGCUCAUCUAGGUCUCAAAGGGUGUCCCAGAUUGGAAUGCAUGCCACUCGGGAUAGGACGAUUGUAUCAUUUGAGAGAGUUGUCCCUUUUCGUAGUCGCUGAAGGAGGCGGAGGAGCUGGGAUUGAGGAAUUGCGCCGACUGAACAAUAUCAGAGGAAAACUGUUGAUCAAGAAUCUGGAGCUUGUGAAGAACCCAUCUGAAGCUGCGGAAGCGGCUAGCUUACUGGACAAGCAAAAUCUAGAGCAUUUGGAGUUGUCGUGGGGGACGUGGAGAGACGGUGAAGGUGAUGUUAAUGGAGAAGGGACGUUACUCGAAGCACUGCGUCCUCCUCGUGGUUUGAAGGUGUUCGAUUUGAGCAUCAAUGCCGGAUCGAAAUGUCCCAUUUGGCUUCCUACUCUAAUCAACUUGGAGAAGAUUAAGAUCAAAAGGUGUCGGAAUUGGAAGAGCCUCCCGCCAGUGGAUCAACUGCCUUUCCUUGCGACACUUGAGGUUUCUGAGUGUGAGUCCUUGGAGUACAUAGAGACAUCAUCUUCAAGGUCUCCAUUUUUCCCAUGUCUCAAGUCUCUAAUGCUAGUAGACUGCCCCAAACUAAAAGGGUGGUCGACAAAGCCAGGGGAACUGUUGCCUCAGUUCCCUUGCGUCUCCCACAUCAAGAUCAAAGAAUGCUACAACAUUACAUAUAUUCCUUGUUCCUCACUGCACCUGGAAAGCCUCACAUUAUUCGACGGAAGCAAAGAAUUGUUGAAUCAGAUCCUCAGGGUUCCACCAUCUCAUUCUUCCGCUCCGCUGCAAUCUUGUUUUAAGCAUCUACUCCUACAACACGUUGAUCUUGACUGCAUGGGGGAAGAGAUCCUCCCGCGACUCUCUUCCCUCCAGACACUCACCAUUUUGAGAUGUUCGGAGCUGAAGACUCUCUCUCCCGCCCUGCCAAACUACUUCACUUCCCUCCAGCGCCUUCACAUUGAACGCUGCUCAAAAUUGGACUUGUGUGACAAUUCUAAUGACACCCUUAUGCUACAACAGCAGCAGCAGGUCGCACUUCACAACCUUACUGAGAUUCGUCUCAAGUCGAUUCUAGCAAUGGCUUCGCUUCCUGACUGGCUGCAAAUGGCACCCAAUUUGCGAGAGUUACGGAUGAAGUAUUGCCAGGUCACCUGUUUCCCAGAUUGGAUGCCCAAACUCACAGAGUUGGAGUCGUUGAUAAUCAGGCAGUACGGAAAAUCUGCACACAAAUGUUUUGUUGAAGAUUGGCCCAACAUUGGUCACAUCCCAGAUGUAGACAUAAACUACUCAUGUAUGCAGGAAAAUGGCAUUUGUCGUAUGAAAGAGACAAGCGAAAGAGAAGAACAAGAGGAAAAAGAGGAGGAAGAAGUUCCCUAUGGCAAUGAAGAAAACGAACAAGUAACAAAAGAGGAAGAUGAAGAGACAUCCAAGCUUGUACAAUUCUUUAGGAAUUGCGCGACAUCUUGCAACAUAUUUGGGCGGUGUUUCCAAUGA